Messenger RNA from Laetiporus sulphureus 93-53, 696 nucleotides. RefSeq lists its product as uncharacterized. Lineage: Eukaryota; Fungi; Basidiomycota; Agaricomycetes; Polyporales; Laetiporaceae. The coding region runs from base 121 to 474 and encodes 117 amino acids. The transcript has 2 exons. The record is from RefSeq and is a predicted model, not a curated record.
CAACUUGCGCGCUACUGAUCAAGGAUUCGUAGACUCGUGCCCGAGGAGUGUUCCAUCAUGUCUCCAACGGCCAACGGGAUGCUUCGUGCUUGCCCUCUCAUCGAUCUCUAUGACUAAAUAAUGCUUACUGUUUGUGAACACUCGAUCAAUCGUGAACGUUUGAACCUCGAAGUCUCCGCCUCAUUCUGCCACCAGCGCUCUCAGCUUGAAGGAACCUGCUCGAAUAUUGUUAGCUUAACUGCGUCCUUAUUCUCCUCUGUGUCCGACAAGAACCUUGUCAUGUUCGAUUCUCGCGUACUGCUGCCGACCACUGCAAGCACAAAGACGACGCAGGCCGUCAAUGCGUUCGCCACUAUCCUCUCCGCGGAGCAGUACUGGACCGCUCCCCUGCUAGCCGCACAAACGCACCUGUCUGCACUCGUAAUGCACGAGACCGGGAUCGCUGAGCUGUCGCAAAUGGAGGAGGAGAGGUGAGCUUCAAUUUGGGGUAUCUGCAUACCCCGCCGAAGGGCGUUCGUGUGGUAUUCGGCCGUCGCAGUAUGGAAGGGCAGCAGGCGAGCGUUUUCGUGAGAAGGGUUAAGUCAGGAUAAUGCAUUCUCCCUCGCGAUUCUAUACCCGAUCCCAUCUUGCCGUGCUCCUCCUUCGCUUAAUGACGCUGCACUUCACGAUCCCCCAUUCUACUCCGUUCACGUUCAU